Molecule: messenger RNA, 1185 nt
Organism: Leishmania mexicana MHOM/GT/2001/U1103
Lineage: Eukaryota; Euglenozoa; Kinetoplastea; Trypanosomatida; Trypanosomatidae
Product: Bem46-like serine peptidase
Exons: 1
Coding region: 1-1185 (394 amino acids)
Cellular component (GO): membrane
Molecular function (GO): palmitoyl-(protein) hydrolase activity
Source: RefSeq, a predicted model, not a curated record
AUGAGCUUUGGCGGCUUUCUUCUCUCGGCCGGACUCUACUUGGUCCUGGUCGCUGUAUUUGUGUCCCUCUUUCUGCACAUCAUGAGCUACCGCUACCGAAGUCAGCAGAACCGACUGCUCUACUACCCACAGAUUCCUCCAGAGAGUCGAGAGGUCUGCGAAGACCCGGUGGCGCUCGGUAUCCCCUACGCAGAGCGUGUGUGCGUCACCACCGCUGAUAAAGUGCGAUUGUGGGGCUACAUGCUGUGGCCGGCCCCUGCGCCGUCGGCGGAGAAGAGCGGCAAUGCAAGCGUCUCCGACUCGAUCGGGCACGCAUCCUCCAAUUUAGCCACUGCAGAGGGAGGCGUGCAUGUUGAGGUGGAUGCAUCAGGUGGCGCUACAGAGAGUACCAGCGCCGGCAGCACGUUGCCUGGCAGCAGUAGAAGCGUUACCAUGCCGAGCGGGAUGCCGACGUUUGUAAUGCUGUACUUUCAUGGAAACGCCGGUAACGUUGGCCAUCGCCUGCCUCUUGCUCGGGCCUUUGUGACCCACCUGAAGUGCGCGGUCAUGAUGGUUGACUAUCGUGGUUUUGGCCUUAGCGAUGACUCGGAGCAGACGCAGGAGACGUUGGAGCUGGAUGCGCAGGCCUGCUUCGACUAUCUGUGGCAGGAUCCUCGUGUGCCGCGUGAUCGUAUCAUUGUCAUGGGCACCAGCCUCGGUGGCGCUGUCUCGAUUCACUUGGCUGCCAACGAACGUUACGCCCGCCGCAUAGCUGCUGUGAUUGUAGAAAACUCCUUCAGCUCCAUCAGCGACAUGGCCUCGGCCCUGAGCCGGCCAAUCCUGACGAAGCUGGCGAGUCAAUGCCCAGGCCUUGCGGUCGGUAUCUUUGAGUACUACGUCAAGCCCCUGGCUCUGCGGAUAAGUUGGAACAGCGCGCAGAAGAUUACGAAGGUUGUGGUGCCGAUGCUCUUCCUCUCUGGUAUGCGUGAUGAGAUAGUGCCACCGGAGCAGAUGCGGACACUAUACAAGGCUGCGACGAAGUGUCUGCGCGAUGGCAACGGCAGCGACCUCACUGUCCCGCUGCGUCGCUUUCUCGAGUUUGAGGACGGGCGGCACAACAACCUGCCGCUCAUGCCCGGCUACAUGAGCGCCCUGCAGGACUUUGUCACGGACGUGCGCAAUGCCGGGUCCGCUGCUGUCGUUUGA